AUGGACGAGGAGACUUCAGCCCCUGUUCCGGUUCCAGUGGAUGUCGAAGGUUCUGUGGAGCCUUCCACCCCCACAUCAGCAGCAGAGGAUACCAUUGCUCAGCUUUCCUUUGGUGGAAGCGGAAGCAGUGAUAAAAGUACCAAGAUCGCGAGUGGCGCACAAGUGGCUGUGAGCCCUUCCAGCACCUUUUCUCAAGAUGUGGCAGCGCCUGCAGCUGACGAGAUAAAAUCUGUACCAGUUCAGGAAGACUCAUUGGUCAUUGCCACAGAGGCCGAAAAAGCAGUCUCGGAACCUCUGGCGACACCCACCGAAGAGACUAUGAACAGCGGCACUGCGAUGGAGGGAAGAAACAGUGAUGAUCCAUCAGAAUUCAAAGAUGAGGAGGAGGGACAUGGUUCAUCCGAAAAGAGAGGACUAUUAUUUGUGGAGGAUGGGAUUGAGACGAAACAAGUGCUCACAGAAGAUGCUUACUCGCUGCUAUAUACAGCUGAUUUCUUCAGCGUGACAACAGUGUAUGCACUCGUAAUCAUCCUCCUACAAGGAGGAAUGCUGGGUCUCACUUUUUGGGACCUGAUCAAGCCUGGAGGCGAAACAAACAACGGACGCAACACAAUUGGAAUUCCGCCUGGAGCCACGCCACAAGUCAUGAUUGCUCAGCUUCUUGGAAUGAUCCUGACAGUCAUGGUCAUGGCAGCAGAAGGAGACUUUGUCAUUGGUAUCUCACAGCUUAUUGAAGGAUAUGAUGAUAAGUACAAGGAUAAGUUCCCAAAUGCUACCUGGACUCGUUGGCUGGUAACUGCCGUCCUGCAGACGAUAUCGGGAUCCUUUUUGUUGAUCGAUUCCUUCAUAUUGGCCAUGCAAAGCUCCACUGUCAUUGAUUUGAGUCUCAAUCUGACUGCAUUGUAUUUUAUCCAAGAGAUUGAUGAGGGAGCCUUUCAGCUCGGUCUGACUGGUAUGAUUGCUGGACGAAUCAAGACUGACUGUGAAAAAGUCCAAGAAUGGGAACAUGAAACAACCAAAGAAUACCGACGACAGGUGCUUCUCCUCAAACGACGCCUUAUUUUCUUCAUGUUGGUCGCACUUCUUGUUCCAUAUUUCGUCCUUGUAGGAAGGCAAGCUGGGGGUGUGUAUGUCUGUGACAACUUGUAUGUCCAGUUUGGAGAUGCCUUUGAUCCCAAAUGGGGUCAUUAUAGUGGUAGAUUCAAGAGUCAGGGCAAUGGCUUGGUUGGUGGUGAUCGACAGGACUCGAGAAACUUUUACAUUGAUGAAGCCACAGGACAACUUCAGCUAGCUUACUGCGAGUCCGAAGAGGCCUGGACAUUUUCGUUAGUGGAAAGUGGGAACAGUUGUGAAUACAUCUUCAAGUCAGCCGAUACAGACACGUUCGAUAUCAUGGAAGUGGCUGAUCAGGAUUGGUUCUACAACACAGGAGAGGUGGAAGGCUCGGAAGCAGAAAUGGGAGAUGUCAAGGUAGAUUGGUUGGCAAUAAUCUGCAAUGAUUGCAAUGAAGACAUCUGCAAUCCUGAAUAUGGAACAUGUUCAGACACAACAAACAAGUGUGAAUGCAAGGAAGGGCGGUAUGGGCUAAAUUGCGAGUUCAAUGGAACCACGUGUGGUGGCUUCUCGCUCAACAUGAGAACAGCUUCAGGCCUAUCAUCCAUUCCAUCAGCUUCCUACUUUCUUGAACGUACUGAAUACGUCGCGAUAUCAGAGAACAUCACUUUGUAUGACCGGUUCAUUUAUGCUCCAAGAAAUCCCAUUGUUGCGUAUAUGCGCCACGGGGACGACACGGCACAGAUCUCAAGCUUCAUCGUAUUCACAGGAAGACGCUUUGUUCUGUAUGGAGUGCCAGAGACAAGCUUUGAAAUCGGAGUUAGGUCAAACUGGACAGUAGGGGAUUUCUAUGCAUAUUUUAUUGAACAAGAUUCCAACAACCGCCCAUUCCAAAUGCUCAAGAACCUCACUGCAUCCUCGCCAAAUUAUUUCCCAUUGCUUUUCAGCUCUCCAGUUAACUAUGGCCAAGACUCAUACACUUUUGAUCCUGUCGGGUUGACAUGGGUACUGGCAACUGAAGAGGGAGUCAAAAAUGGUGUCUUAUCUCGGAGCCCUGAUGAUGACAAGUCAACUGGUGCACAGUUGCUUUGCUCAUUCUGUGGCGAUGAGAUUAACCAAUGUCACAAUGGUGCCUCUUGUGUUGGCAACACCUGCGGAUGUCCUGACUUUUUUGAUGGACACAGGUGUGAAAGAGCCCUUAAUUGCAUUGAUAUGGGGGGUUGCUACAAUAACGGAACUUGCAAUACUUUGUCUGGCUUGUGCGAUGAGUGCAAUGAAGGGACUUUCGGAAGGCUGUGUCAGUACGGCAACAACAACACGGAACAUUACUUCUGCUACUAUAAGUGCGUUGAGGGAUGGCCAACUUACUGUUACCCCUUUGACCAGAAAGUAAAAUGCGACUGCUUCGAUGAGUCUCUGUAUGGAGGUGAAUUCUGCGAUGUUCCAGCAACCAACGGGGGCUGA
Molecule: messenger RNA, 2517 nt
Organism: Seminavis robusta
Lineage: Eukaryota; Bacillariophyta; Bacillariophyceae; Naviculales; Naviculaceae
Source: the annotation of a GenBank genome assembly